Messenger RNA from Acanthoscelides obtectus, 2088 nucleotides. The record is from the annotation of a GenBank genome assembly. NCBI's taxonomy places the organism in Eukaryota, Metazoa, Arthropoda, Insecta, Coleoptera, Chrysomelidae.
AUGAUCCACCGCGAAGUAGCCGAUGGUCUAGAGCGUCUUUGGAACGUAAGAGUAAACUGCAUAUGGGAAGCCGAUGAAAGUAGUCGCCAUGGAGAGGUUUAUAUAUUCGACCAUGUAUUUAAGCAGGAAUGUACAAAUUCAGAUGUAUAUGGAUCUGUAGUAAAACCUUUAGUCGAUUCCUUCAUGGAAGGUUUCAAUGCCACAAUAUUUGCAUAUGGCCAAACAUCUUCUGGCAAAACACACACCAUUUUGGGCAAUAAAACAGAUCCUGGGCUUUUCCAAUUAGUAUCCAAUCAGUUAUUCCAGCAUGUGGCAGACCAGGUUGAUAAGAGGUACUUGAUUAGAUGCAGUUAUAUUGAAAUCUACAAUGAAAAGAUCAAUGACCUCCUGGAUAAGAGCAAUCAGGAAGAUAUCAAAGGAAAUGUGCUGCUUGAUGCAAGGGAAGCUGUCGUAGACAAUGUUGAUAAAGUUAUGGAGAACAUGAUGCAGGGCAAUAAGAUCAGACGAGUUGCAGCUACUCGCAUGAAUGAGAGGUCAUCUCGAUCACACACGAUUUUCCGGAUUAUUCUGGAGUCGAAAGAUGCCAAUCAGAAAGAUGGACCUGUACAUAUAAGCUACCUUAACUUAAUGGACUUAGCUGGUUCUGAGAGAGUUUCUCUGACGAAAGCUGCUGGUGAGCGUCUUAAAGAGGGGGCUAACAUAAACAAAUCUUUGUCAGUAUUAGGAAAUGUGAUAAGGCAACUAAGCGAGGGGAAGGAGUUUAUCAGUUAUCGCGAUUCGAAAUUGACUAGACUGCUCUCACAGGCUCUUGGCGAGCGUCUUUGGAACGUAAGAGUAAACUGCAUAUGGGAAGCCGAUGAAAGUAGUCGCCAUGGAGAGGUUUAUAUAUUCGACCAUGUAUUUAAUCAGGAAUGUACAAAUUCAGAUGUAUAUGGAUCUGUAGUAAAACCUUUAGUCGAUUCCUUCAUGGAAGGUUUCAAUGCCACAAUAUUUGCAUAUGGCCAAACAUCUUCUGGCAAAACACACACCAUUUUGGGCAAUAAAACAGAUCCUGGGCUUUUCCAAUUAGUAUCCAAUCAGUUAUUCCAGCAUGUGGCAGACCAGGUUGAUAAGAGGUACUUGAUUAGAUGCAGUUAUAUUGAAAUCUACAAUGAAAAGAUCAAUGACCUCCUGGAUAAGAGCAAUCAGGGUUUAACUAUGAGAAGAUAUCAAAGGAAAUGUGCUGCAAUGGAAGCUGUCGUAGACAAUGUUGAUAAAGUUAUGGAGAACAUGAUGCAGGGCAAUAAGAUCAGACGAGUUGCAGCUACUCGCAUGAAUGAGAGGUCAUCUCGAUCACACACGAUUUUCCGGAUUAUUCUGGAGUCGAAAGAUGCCAAUCAGAAAGAUGGACCUGUACAUAUAAGCUACCUUAACUUAAUGGACUUAGCUGGUUCUGAGAGAGUUUCUCUGACGAAAGCUGCUGGUGAGCGUCUUAAAGAGGGGGCUAACAUAAACAAAUCUUUGUCAGUAUUAGGAAAUGUGAUAAGGCAACUAAGCGAGGGGAAGGAGUUUAUCAGUUAUCGCGAUUCGAAAUUGACUAGACUGCUCUCACAGGCUCUUGGCGGUAAUGCCAAAUCAUUGAUUAUCGGGAAUAUCAGACCAAUGAUCCACCGCGAAGUAGCCGAUGGUCUAGAGCGUCUUUGGAACGUAAGAGUAAACUGCAUAUGGGAAGCCGAUGAAAGUAGUCGCCAUGGAGAGGUUUAUAUAUUCGACCAUGUAUUUAAUCAGGAAUGUACAAAUUCAGAUGUAUAUGGAUCUGUAGUAAAACCUUUAGUCGAUUCCUUCAUGGAAGGUUUCAAUGCCACAAUAUUUGCAUAUGGCCAAACAUCUUCUGGCAAAACACACACCAUUUUGGGCAAUAAAACAGAUCCUGGGCUUUUCCAAUUAGUAUCCAAUCAGUUAUUCCAGCAUGUGGCAGACCAGGUUGAUAAGAGGUACUUGAUUAGAUGCAGUUAUAUUGAAAUCUACAAUGAAAAGAUCAAUGACCUCCUGGAUAAGAGCAAUCAGGGUUUAACUAUGAGAAGAUAUCAAAGGAAAUGUGCUGCUUGA